UAAGAAAGCAAACGGAUCGAUCAGUUUAAGGAUGGUAGACUUUUGGUGCCAAAAGUGGAAGCUGCCACUAUUGUUGUGUCUCACAGGACUGCUGCAGUGGGAUCUGUGCAGUGGUCAGAUUCAGGUCCAGAUCCAGAAAGGUCCUCUGUAUAGAAUGAAGGGAUACCCCAUCUCCAUAUCCUGUAAUGUUACAGGGUUUACAGGGCCAUCUAAACAGGAUUUUGAGUUCAUUCUCAAGAAACAAAAUAUGGAGUUAAAUAUGAUCAGUACCAGUGACCCAAACUUUGCCUACGGAAUGUUCUCCGAUAGAAUAAGAAAAAAAGAGAUUUAUAUUGAAAGGCUGUCAGGAUCUUCAGUUAUCUUGUGGAUCAAAGAUUUGCAGGAGAAUGAUGCAGGUGAUCUGCUCUGUGCAACUCUACACACAGGUGGUGAAUAUUUCGGAGAUUAUGGUGCUGAGUCAAAGCUUAAUGUGAUAGCAGACACCCUGGAGGCAUCGUACUCGGGCUCUCCCUCACAGAGCUUGUCUGAAGGGGAUCCUCUUCAGCUUGAGUGCCAGGUCUCCAGCCAGACUUGUCAACACUCUCAUCUGUCGGUCACCUGGUUUCUUCAUGGUGAAGAUGAUGAAAACCCCUGGCCAAUCAUUACUCUGGACAAAGAUCUGACUGUAAAGCCAGGAGCUGGAUUUGAGGAUCGCUAUCGUGCUGGUCUUAUCAGCAUGGAUAAGGUGGAGGACACAACCUACAGACUGAAGAUGCCUCAAGUGCAGCAGUCCGACCAGGGGAAGUUCUUCUGCAAAGCCAUUGAGUGGAUCCAAGACCCAGACCGUUCCUGGACACAGAUUGCCCACAAAACCACCAAAGCAUGUGAUGUAGAGAUUAAACGAAUCGAGAGUAAUCUGGCGGUGGUCAUGCUGAUGAAUGAUGCGGUGACUGAGGGAGAUGCACUACAUGUCUCCUGCUCAGUGUCAGGAUUCAAGGGUCCUUUAUCAGUGUCAUGGCAACACAAGAAAGCCCUGGGGGCUUUCUUCAGUGAUGUCGUUAGUCUGACCCAUGAGGGAGUGAUGAAAGAUGUUGGGGCAAGGUAUCAGAGCAGAAACGUCCAGACAUUUCAUUCUCCAGCUGGAAGCUUUACUCUACAGCUUGGUGCUUCUUCAAUAUCUGACAACGGAGAAUAUAAGUGCAUUGUGUCUGAAUGGACAGUACAGAGCAAUGGAGAGAUGAAAGCCAUCACCCAAUCUCAGCAAAAAGCCAUUACAGUUAAAUCUGUUGAAUCUCUAAUGGCGGUGAGCUUGACAAGUCGUACAACAAAUCUAUCUAUAGAUUCUUCAGUACAACUGCUAUGUCGAGUCAGAGGGCCUAAAGUGUCUUUGGCUCUACGCUGGAUGUUUCAGCCCCACAAUUCAGCUGCUCAAAUAAAUAUUUUAUCCAUAAGUCACACUGGAGAAAUGGAAUGGAGAGCAGAUCAGAGAAACUAUCAGCUGAACAUUCAAGCACAGCCGGGAGACACUUGUUUCACUCUCAUGGUGCCGAGAGCCAGCAAACAACAAGAAGGACAGUACCAGUGUCAAGUUGAUGCCUAUCAAAAGGAUGUACAGAAAGCCUUUAAGAACUCCAACCUGUUAGCUGUGAUUGUACACAAACCUGACAGCAAGAUGAGCCUGCUCUCACCCACUUCUCGUCUGGAAACCACUGUCGACACUGAUGCUAAGCUUGAAUGCUCAGUCAUGAAAACAACCACAAUUACGUCUCGUUUCACAGUAACAUGGAUGUUUGGGUCCCAGGUGCUCUUAACUAUGGACUUAGAUGCUGUUGUCAAGUUUGGCCCUGCAGCCGGCCUAGAGAUGGACCAGAGGAUCCGUUUGGAAAUAAGACAGAAACAGAACUUCCAGCUGACUAUCCAGCAGGUCAGAACAUCUGACAGUGGACAAUAUCACUGUGAGGUGGAAGAGUGGCUCCAGGAUCCUCUUGGUGACUGGUAUUCCCUCAAGAAAAUGUCUGUUUCCACAGAGCUGGUUGUCAAAGAGAAAGCCAGUUAUUUCAAAAUGAAUAAAGCUGAUACUCAGUUGAAGGUUGAAGAGGGAAAGCAGGUAAAGUUGAAAUGCUCAGUGGAGGGCAUUGGGUCUGAUCCCACUCUUCGUUACUCCCUUACCUGGAUGUUUAACCAAUACCAGUCCACCAGUUCUGCACUUCUGACAUAUAGCCAUGAUGGCCUUCUGAAGUACAAAAGCUUUGACUCAGAGCUUGUGGGGCGACUUCACUUCUCCACCCCAGAAGUGGGUGUCUUUCACUUGACUAUCCAUAGAUCCAUCCAGGAAGACAGGGGGCGUUACUACUGUGAAGUUCAACAGUACCAGCUGGACUGUAAAGGUCAAUGGUCACGCAAGGCAAGGGACAAGUCAGGUUUUACCAAUGUUACUGUUCAGCUUAUAGAGAACAAACUGCAGGUUAACAAGGAGGAAAGCCUGACCAUUACCAAUCUACAAGCAGGGUUCACCAUUGACUGUGUCAUUAAGUCACGGUCCAGUGAUAAAUCUUUGUUUGAGGUGACUUGGUCCAGGGGUCUGAUAAAUGAACGACCUGUCAUCAUCUUCAAUGCCAGCCGUGAUGGUACCUUACACAGUGCAAUCGAUGAUAAAGAGCUGGUGUUUGGACGCCCAAGUGCCAUGCGCUUUAAGCUGACAGUGCCAAACGUCAACCCCACUGAUACUGGCCUUUACCACUGUCAGGUUGUUGAAUGGAUUCAGACAGCUGCAAAUAAGUGGAGAAGUAUAGGUCAAGACAUAUCUGGGAAGAUAUCUGUCCAUGUUGACACUGAGGAUCAACAAAAAAAUUUCAGCUUUACCAUGGACAAGAAAGACAAUAAUCUUGACAUCAAAGAAGGAGAGCAGUUUGAUCUUGAAUGCUCCCUGAAUAUAGAAAAAGAUGACCCUACUCAUCACUACAGUCUCAGAUGGGUGUUUAAUAGACCAGGGUCAACUAGUGGGAUAGCAUUACUGUCCUACUCUCAUGAUGGUCGUCUACAGUACCAUACAGAGAAUCAGGACAGGUUACGCUUCUCCAGACCUAAUUCUGAUACUUUCUGUCUGGCAGUAUUAAACUCUGAUAUAGGUGAUAGUGGAGGCUACCAGUGCAGAGUUGAGCAGUACCAGCAUGAUUGCAAUGGCCAGUGGAAACCAAUGGCACUUGCCCAGUCAGGCACUACUACAGUCACAGUUCGCAGUAUCGAAAGAAAACUGCGUGUUCAGAAGGACAAUCAAAUGCUCAACAUUACAAAUCAUCAGACUUCAUUCACCAUUGACUGUGUCAUUGACUCACAAUCCAGUGAUACAUCUGUCUUUGAGGUCACCUGGUUCAAGGUUCAGGAAGAAGGACCACUCACCAUGUUCUCUGCCAGGCAUGAUGGUACCUUACACAGUGCAAUUCCUGAUAAAAACCUUUUGUUUGGACGACCACUUGCCACACACUAUAAACUGACUGUGCUACAGAUCAGCCCCACUGAUAUUGGGCAAUACUACUGUCAGGUUGAGGAGUGGCUUCUAACUGCUAACACCUGGAAGAAAUUGGCUUCAGAUAAAUCUGGAGAGCUCUCCAUCUACGUUCACACUGAAGAAAGUAAACUGAGUGUUCAGAAGAACAAUCGGAUGAUCAACAUUACAAACGAUCAGACUUCAUUCACCAUUGACUGUGUCAUUGACUCACAAUCCAGUGAUACGUCUGGCUUUGAGGUCACCUGGUUCAAGGUGCAGGAAGAAGGACCACUCACCAUGUUCUCUGCCAGGCAUGACGGUACCUUACACAGUGCAAUUCCUGAUAAAAAUCUUCUGUUUGGACGACCACUUGCCAAACACUAUAAACUGACUGUGCUACAGAUCAGCCCCACUGAUAUUGGGCAAUACUACUGUCAGGUUGAGGAGUGGCUUCUAACUGCUAAUACCUGGAAGAAAUUGGCUUCAGAUAAAUCUGGAGAGCUCUCCAUCUAUGUUCACACUGAAGAAAGUAAACUGCAUGUUCAGAAGAACAAUCGGAUGAUCAACAUUACAAACGAUCAGACUUCAUUCACCAUUGACUGUGUCAUUGACUCACAAUCCAGUGAUACGUCUGGCUUUGAGGUCACCUGGUUCAAGGUGCAGGAAGAAGGACCACUCACCAUGUUCUCUGCCAGGCAUGACGGUACCUUACACAGUGCAAUUCCUGAUAAAAAUCUUCUGUUUGGACGACCACUUGCCAAACACUAUAAACUGACUGUGCUACAGAUCAGCCCCACUGAUAUUGGGCAAUACUACUGUCAGGUUGAGGAGUGGCUUCUAACUGCUAAUACCUGGAAGAAAUUGGCUUCAGAUAAAUCUGGAGAGCUCUCCAUCUAUGUUCACACUGAAGGUAACUAUCCAGAAUGCAGCAUGUUUUUAAAGAAUCCCUGCUGUAAGUGAUUUGAUAAUUACCACUGGGCUUUAGUCACUAAAUUAUUCUGUCUAAUCAGACCACCCAGUCAGAUUUAAGGGUUAGGUUUAAGACUAAUGUCAGGGCUAGGGUCUUGUACACCUGGGGAUUCCAUGUUUAACCUCUAAGUGCAGUCUAACCAUUGAUUUUCAAAACCCUGUCAUAUUGCUUGUGACAAUCAACAUAGGAUCUUCCUUUAGAGGUGUCUGUAUGUUUUGUUCUUGUUGAUUGAUCUUUGAAUUUGUGUUUAAUUUAAAACGUGAAAUUGGCUUCAGAUAAAUCUGGAGAGCUCUCCAUCUAUGUUCACACUGAAGGUAACUAUCCAGA
This is a messenger RNA of Carassius auratus (goldfish), 4763 nucleotides long. RefSeq names its product immunoglobulin superfamily member 3-like. Gene Ontology annotation, cellular component: membrane. The record is from RefSeq and is a predicted model, not a curated record. Lineage: Eukaryota; Metazoa; Chordata; Actinopteri; Cypriniformes; Cyprinidae.